GCGCGGCGGUGGCGCGGGAGAAGCCGGGCCGGCUCCGCUCCCGAUGCUGCGGUGGCUGAUCGGCGGCGGCCGGGAGCCGCAGGGCCUGGCCGAGAAAUCCUCUGUACAGACAGUUGGUGAAGAACAAACACAGAAUCCUUACACGGAGCUCCUUGUGUUGAAAGGUCAUCAAGAUAUAGUACGAUUUCUAGUGCAAAUAGAUGACUGCAGGUUUGCAUCUGCAGGAGAUGAUGGAAUCGUAUGUCUAUGGAAUGCUCAGACUGGAGAAAAACUUUUUGAACUUCAUGGACACACACACAAAAUUACAGCUAUAGCACCGUUUUCUUCGUCAGAUGCUUUUGAAGAAAAAAGACAUUUGAUUAUAACGGCCUCUGCUGAUAGAACAGUUAUUGUUUGGGACUGCACUAGUGGCAGACAGGUUCAGAAAGUGUCAUGUUUCCAUUCUACUGUAAAGUGUUUGACAGUUCUUCAAAGACUGGAUGUAUGGUUGUCUGGAGGGAGUGAUCUAUGUGUUUGGAACCGAAAAUUAGAUCUCUUGUGUAAGACCAGUCAUCUUACUGAUGCAGGUAUCAGUGCUUUGGUUGAAUUGCCCAAAAACUGUGUUGCAGCAGCUGUAGGCAAAGAGCUAAUAAUUUUUAGGUUGACUGAUUCUAACAAUGAGUCUGAAGGUUGGAAUGUCCUUGAAGUAAAGCGCCUUGUUGACCAUCAGGAUAACAUUUUGUCAUUAGUCAGCGUCAAUGACUUGACUUUUGUGACCGGCUCUCAUGUAGGUGAGCUAAUAGUUUGGGAUGCACUUGACUGGACAAAGCAGGCAUCUGAAUGCAACUUCUGGGACUCCUCUGUCCAUCCAGAUGUACAACCAGAAAUAAAGUUAUCCCAAAGCCCAAAUGAAACUUCAGUUCAACACCUAACGUCUGAUGAGGAGUAUGUGUUUGCUGCUGUUGGGAAAGGCAUAUACGUAUAUAAUCUUCAAAUGAAGUGUGUGAUUGCCUGCCAGAGAACUGCUCACGACUCCUCUGUGCUGCACAUCGAGAAGCUUCCAAACAGGCAGCUGAUCUCCUGCUCAGAAGAUGGCAGUGUGCGCAUUUGGGAACUCAGAGAAAAGCAGCAGCUGCCAGCUGAACCAGUUCCGACAGGGUUUUUCAACAUGUGGGGCUUUGGAAGGGCAAACAAGCAGGCAAAUCAAGCUGCCAAGAAGAUGCAGGAGAAUACACCUAUGUAUUUCUUGGAGCUGGUUGGGGAUUUGAUUGGUCAUUCAUCAGCUGUGCAGAUGUUCCUGUACUUUGGUGAACUGGGAUUGGCUACAUGCUCUGCUGACCACCUCAUUAUUUUGUGGAAGGAUGGUGAACGAGAAUCUAGCCUCCGCAGUUUAACACUAUUUCAAAAAUUGGCACAAAAUGGUGAUUUGCAGCUCAAACUUUAAAUUGCUUGAAUACAGGCUACAUAUAUGUAAAGUGGAUGUGUGUUAAAUCUGAGUGUAAGGUAAUGUCUGAGCUACUGGGAAUCUGACUACCAGUAACGCUUACACUUGAUGUCAUGUACUAUACUGGAAAUUUUAAUAGUUGCUAUUACUCUUCUGAAAGGAGAAUUUUGCAUGUUGGCUUGCUCUGUCAGCAGAAAUGGUGUUCUCUUGAAAGACUGAAGAUAAUGAUGGCUCAUUAAAUAGUUUCUAAUGUUGUUCCCACAUGGGUGGAUGUCAAGAUUUGUGAAAAUCCUCAGAUGAAUCAUAACUAAAAUAGUUAGGGGUAUCCACAGUGCUAUGUGCAGAAAGGAGGCAUGGCAAAAAAUCUGCAGCAUAAACCCCAAAAUACAGUGACAAAAAGACAAAACCUGAAGAACCACAAACCAACCCCAAAGCAAACAAACCAACAAAAAAAAGCAAAGUUAACCCUGGAACUGAUAAAAAGAAAGGGUGAGGGAGAAUGAGAUAAUGAGUGAUAAGUUACCAUUUGAACAAGAAGAGCUAGGGAAAGGGAGAAUUUGGGAACUUAGUGGGUGCUACUGUCCUCAGGUCUACUCAGAAGAUCCAGUACUUAAUGGUUUAGGACUAAGUCUUGUGCAGCUUUUGAAUGCCAUCUCUUCCCUUUGAAUCUAUAAGAAUUGGUUUCAGUACAAGAGACUACAAGGGUGUAACUUGGUACUUAAGAUACAGUGUUUGCAGUAAGUGCAAUUAAAACAAAGGGCUAAGUAGAUCCUGGCAAGAGUAGAAGCAAAAGGAGGAAGCUCCUAGUUUCCUAGAAGAAACCAAGAAGCCUUUUAGACUUGCCUUCCUCCAGCGGCUAUGGGCACUUGCCUUCCUCCUACUACCCAGAAGCCAAGCUUUGCCUCUUGAGUCUGACCAUAAUCUCUAGAAGGUAGAGCAGAGGGACAAUAAGAUUUUGAGCUGUAUUUUUUUCCUACCUUAGUCAACUAAUUACCUAUAGGUAAUCUUAUUUGAAGUAGAGAAUUCAAAAUAACUUAUUUCAAAACCACAAAACAGGUGGGGAAAUUGUUAAACUGCUGCCUUCUUUCAAUUCAGGAAGGUUAAAUCAGUGUUAAAGCUUGAACUGCAUGUUCUUUGCUCAUUGGCUCUUCUUUUGACCAGCCUAGGAAAAGCAUUUGGAUUACACCUGAGGAUAACAUACUUCUGGUUUUAUGGUAUUAAACUGGAGAGAGAAAGGCAUGUUAAGUCUGCAUCGUUUCACCUGAUCUUCAUUGCAUUUUUGGCUUCCCCAGCACAAGCUGGGGAGAUGAAGUUUUAUUUUGGCUCUUUGCCUUGUUUCAACUGAGAACUGUUCAGUUGUUUAUAAAGUGUGUGUUUACACAUUGUUACUAAACCUUUAAAGUGAAAGCUUAUAAAAAUUAGAUUAUUUGGAGAGAAUACUGCUAUCAUCAGUUAUAGCUAGAGACAAGAAAGCUCAUAUUUUUAUUCUCUCUUGUACCAUGAGAACAACUAUUUCCUUUUUAUGUGACUGCUUUUAAGUGAAUACCUGGUAGGAAAACAGACCUAUUUAACUAAACAGUUCUAGUCACAAAACUCACUGUGCAAUUUACAGGGAUGUAAUUCAUCCUUAAAUAGUCCUACAUGCAUGUAUAAAUAUUUAUAUCUAUCAAAAGUGCCAUUGUUCUCAGAUACACUCCAUUGGCAAUAGAUCUCCCAAGGGUCUCUUCCUUUAAAGAUGGUUGAGUUGAAAGUAUUAAAUUGAGUUCUUUGUUUUACAAACGAACUUUGAGCAUAACAGUGAACAUAGUAAUAGUAUACUGUCCCAUUCCUCUGUUAAAUGAGAGUUUGUCACUUGCUGUCGGGAGGUGCAAUGAGCACAAUUAUGGUGACCAGAUGAGAAUUUUUACUUCUUACUUAUGUCAUUUUAAACUUUUUUCCACCUUGAGAUAACACAGAAUUCUGUAUGUUCACACCAUCAAAGUAAAUAUCAGACCUACUCUUAAUACUUUUACAACUCUGAGGUGACUGUCUUACACAUCUGUGCACUAACGAUAGCAUGAAACAAGCAGCUGUUAGUCACUGGACUAGUCUAGGAGAUCUGACACAACUGGCAGAUGACGAUUAAUCUGUGCUGAUUUAUUUUGCUCCUAAAGACGACCUAUCUCCACAGAGAUUGCUCUUUUUUUACUUAGUCUGACUGUGGGAAGAAACACGUGAUCUUGCAACAAAUGUACUGAUUCCACAUUAACACCUUGGCCUUCUUGUUCACAAGUUGAACUUUAUUUUUUAGAUUCCUUCCACUGUUCACAUUUUUUUUUCUUGUGACAGAAGUGUGACAAAAAUUAUGAAUUGAAAUGUUUUACAUGGAUGUGGUCUUACAGUGUUGCUGUAUUUAACAAAUUAAGCUUUGAAUCUUAGGAAAUUCUUUUCUCUAAUGCAAGCUGCAGUGAGCAUUCAGUUAUCAGAAUAGUUAAGGUACAACCACCGAGAGCACUAGUUCUAAAUAAAGAAAUGGAAAAAGCAAACAGUUUACAGUAUUAGAAAACAGACGUUCAACUAAUCUGAAUAAAAAUCCAUUGAAGAAUGUUGCCAUAGAUAAUAGGAAAGAAUGAAGAAACACGCUUCACCAGAAACACAGUUCUUCGAGUAUACACAACGCAACAUUUUAAUACACAGCAACCUGCCUUAGCUAUGACAAAAGUAAGGAUCUGUUACAAUUCUAACAAAAAUAUAGCUUAUAUACAUUUCUCUGCACGUACAUUUUAUGAAUGUUUCCUUUUGUUUCAGAACUUGGUACAAAACAUACAAAAAAGGUUGGCACAUUAUGUAAGCUACCUGCAGUAAACAGCAUUGUCACUAUGUUACCACAGCAGUCUCAAUGCUGUUUGCCUUUUUUUUUUUCUUUAUCCAGUUUGAUUCUUAAUACAGCAUAGGGGGAGUGGACUGCUUCUUCAACUGCAGCCACAGCUUUGACAGUCUUGCCUGAAGCCUGGAGUGCACAGUGUUAAAAAUCAGCAGUUCUGCUCGUAUUUAUUAACUGAAUAAUCCGAGAAUAAUCUAAAAUUUGAACUCAUGUUCUGCCUGUGAUUAAAAUGAGAUGUACAAAAAUAUGCAUUUGUGCUUUGAAAGCCUUAGCAUAAAUUUAAUAUCUUAAAACUAAUGAAAAACUAUGCUUGAUUUCUAACUUAUUUACAUAUUUUGAAGUACUUUUUACAUCACAAAACAAAACAUCAUUUUAUUAGGAGGAUAAAGCAGUAAAAAUUGUAAUGCUGUUAUAAAUUAUAACCUGGAAAUUUUUUUAAAAAGCAACAGGUUCAUCCUAGAAGUAAGUAGCACAAUAUUGAACAUAUCAUAAAAUUCAGAUCAGUUUAAUAAAAGUGAUGACCAUGCAUACAAACUCCACUUUAUAAAAAAAGGAUGGUGAUCAAGUGCCACAAUAGUUUUCAUGUAAAAUGUGAUGAAAUCUUGCAUGAUAAUGUCUGUAAGAUGGCAGAGAACCAUGGGGAUGGCACCAGCUAUACAGAACAUGCUUAUUUUCCUUCAUUAUAUGAUCAGUUUUAGGGGACGUUGACUCCUACCAAGAUUUUAUAUGGAAAAGAAAGAACAGGUGGUGCUCUGAGAGAGAAUCUCUAUAAUAAUAAGAAGGUUGAUUUAAAAGGUGCCAGCUUUGGGUUUUUUACUAUAUCCAGUUUAUUGAGGUUUUAUUGUUCUACUGUGCAUAUUCUUUUUAGAAGUAUGGUUCAGAGAGCUGAAGAACAUUGACAGAAUUGGAACAAAUUUAUAUGAGAUAAGUGGGAAAUUUUUAUGCUUAUUUGUCAGGCUAUUCUCACUCUCCUGGUGACUACAUUGCCCCUCUGUCUGAGAAACAGUUGUGUGAAGUGUUAGUGAAUACAGUUGUAUCAACUCCAAGAUUCAACAAGUGCAUGUUCAGUAUUAGAAAUUAGUUUCAGAAGUACAUUUGCUGCCACAAAAUAUUAUUUCCAAAGAGCACUUAGUCAUCUGUGGAUUAUAUAGCCUCAUUGAAAAACAUUUUUCUGUAGAAUUCAGAGAAGCUUAAAAAUUAUGCGUGAAAUAUUUCCUUCUUGUUACGUAGUCUUAAUCCACUGGAAAGGUAAUAUCAUCCCCUUUGUAGCCAAGAGUCCGUAAGUGAUUCACAGUGAAACUGGUAGAGCAAGAGGUCUUUUUUUUGAUUUUGUGUCAGUUGUUGUUUUCUGAUGGAAGCCUCAGACUCUUGCACUUUAAAUCAUCCAGUGUUUUCCAGUGUUUAUAGUUAUUAGCCAAGUGUUGCAUCAAAACAGGGAGAUGUGCAAAUGCUGAAAGAACAGGAGAAACAGUUGUACUAUGUAUACAGAAUGGGCAGAAGAACAGCCCAACGUCGUCUGAAAUUGGCAUUCUCCUACUUCUUUUGUUCCUUCAGCUCCUUAAACUGAAGGAGCUAAAAGGGGAAAGAUUUUUUUAGUGUGUUUCUCUUUCAAGUAAAUCCCCUUCUUAAUGCAGGAUGACUUUAUUAAAUUAUGCUAACACGCAACCACACUGGUCUUAGUUUCUGCUGCUCAGAAGAAAUACAUUGCUAAAGGAAAAAAAAGUAGAUGAGAAAAAGCUUAUUUUUAAGCCAUUACUCUUCCUCUACACAGAUUGCCUGGUAAGUGCUCAACUUCAUAAAGCGUGUGUUUUGUGCAGUGAAACAGGCUUCAGCAGUAUCACUGCACAAUAUCCUGUGCUGUACUGCUUAUGUACAGGUACCGACCCUCAAAAAAGUGGACUCAAGGCCAGUUUGAGAUGAGUCAUUUUAGUCUGUAGGAAUAUCUGCUUCAGAGCAAGGAAGAAGAAGUAAGCAGAAGUACUUACCAUCCCAUGCAUCAAACAUAUCUGUUAUAAAAUAAUCAAUGAAGGAAAUCUGAGACUUGGGGAUGCUGCAGGUGUUUCUGUCAAAUACUGGCAUUACAACAGGCAGACCCUGUCUCUUCUCUUCAUCAGUCUAAGAAGACAAAACUCCAGUUAGCCACUAAAGCUUUGCUGACUUCCAUGCUGGAGUAGCAAAGCUCAGGGGAUUAGAUGAAUUGCAGUAGGAGAUUUGACACAAACCUUAGAACCCCUGAGCUGAACUGCCUCAGUUUCAUGUGUGUUAUUUCAUCUGGAACAGGGACUGAAAUCAACAUCCCUUCCCUUUCACAAGUACUCUUAUUUUUGUAGUUCUGUGAUUGCACUUAGCUCCAGCAAGACAGAAUGAUCUAAUCAGGUGAUUAGGGUACACCAGCUAAAAAAUGGAAAAUGGGGUUGCGGAGUCCUUUAGCAGAGGACUGGUCUCUCCAUUUUUCCACAUCUCUACUGGCUGUUUCAAACCAUUUGUCUUUUAAGUAAGAAGAGGCUGUUGCCGAGGCUACUUUCUCUGCUGGUAUCAAGUUAUAAGAUGAAUGGAAGUAAAGGUAUGCCCUUUAACUCUGUGUCUGCAACUGAAACAGGGCUGGUUUUGUUGCACUUAGUAUGGUGGAGGAUCAAAUCACCUCAGCUGUUUCUUACAACUAAAUUACAAACCAAAAAGAAGUCCCAUUUUAAGCUGUAUGGGCAGCACCUAUGCUGGAAUUAGCAGCAGAGCAGUCUUCAAAAUUAGCAGAUGAGGUGAAUGAACAGCAGAACAGUUCUGAGCACCUCACAUUGCUGCAUGUAGGCACCUCACAUUGCCUAAGCUGGGCAAUUUAAAGCUAGCUUAUGACACCUUGACUGCUAGGGAGAUGCAGCCUAAGUGAUCCUUGAUCUUACUUAGGACAUAACAGAAUUUAUUCACUGUGAUUAAAAUGAAAUUCAGACAUGCCCUAAGUACUUGCUACAAUUUUCUUUUAGUAAUAACUAUCAAAUGUAUGAUCUGAAUUUGGAUGGUAGGCAUGCCCACUUUUCUGUCUUUCCACUCAUAGCUGCUGAUUUCUGUACCACUAGUGGCAAAAAAAAGCUAAGAUUUUUAUCAGUUGUUCAAAUAAAGAACUAAAAGAGUAUUUCACUUUCAGGAAGCUGGUACAUUUCUGUCAGAAAAAAAUGAAUGUGAAGAAGUGAACUUGAGCUUUCAGUUCUGUCUGGAGAGAUCCCAUGCCAUAAGUAUUUACAUUGGCCAUGUGCCUCUACUACUCAUCUGCCUACACUGACAAUAGUUUGGGUCCUACCUUAGAAGAGAAAGGGCCAUCCCAGUGGUUCAGCUGAGGGCUGCAUCAGACAUGCAUCUUCAUGCUUCUUCAUUGGGACUAGAAACUAGAAUGGUGACGGUCUUGAAUUUCAGCCAAUUAAAUUGACUAAGACUAAUCAAAUAAUUUUGUUUUGGCCAGAUGAAGAAAGUUGAAAAUGUAAAACUUGCUUUUCACCAUUCUGUACAAUGAGCUUCAUGGUGAGCAAACUAGCUAACUGCCUGGCGUGAAUUCUUCUGCAUGAAACUGAUGGGCCAGUUCUGGCUGGGAAUGAAAAAAACCACGUCUGGACUCUGGUCACACCAAGCAGACCCUGUGUGGAACAGCAGACCAGCAGCUGAUGUGCAUUUUCUUACAUAAUAUAAUGGUCAAAUCAUAAAAGUAUACGUACCUGUGCGAAAUACUCCUCUGAAAUCCUCCCUGCCCAUUCAAUACAUAGCUCUAGAGGGCGACAUGGAUUUGCUACAUCUGCACAUUUAAUCAUCAUGCGCUUGAUCAGUGU
Molecule: messenger RNA, 8098 nt
Organism: Pipra filicauda (Wire-tailed manakin)
Lineage: Eukaryota; Metazoa; Chordata; Aves; Passeriformes; Pipridae
Gene: WDR41
Product: WD repeat domain 41
Exons: 13
Coding region: 44-1423 (459 amino acids)
Biological process (GO): regulation of autophagy
Cellular component (GO): lysosomal membrane
Molecular function (GO): protein binding
Source: RefSeq, a predicted model, not a curated record